AUGAAGACUAUCGGGUUGCUGGGCGGCAUGAGCUGGGAGUCCACCCAGCUCUAUUACGCAGCUCUGAAUCGAGGAGUCCAAGAGAAGCUUGGUGGUCUUCACUCAGCAGAAAUUGUUCUAUACAGUGUGGACUUUGAUCCCAUUGCCAAACUGCAACAUGAUGGCGAUUGGGCGGCUUUGGCCGAGAGAUUGGCAAAGGCAGCACAAGGGAUCGAAUCGGCAGGUGCACAAGGACUUGUAAUUUGCACGAACACCAUGCACAAGUUGGCCCCUCAAAUUCAAGCCGCCAUUUCUAUCCCAUUGCUUCAUAUUGCGGAUGCCACUGCAGAAGUGCUGCAGAAGAAGGCCUUAAAGAGUGUCCUCUUGCUGGGGACGAAAUUCACAAUGGAAGAUUCCUUCUACAAAGGGAGGCUGAUGGACAAGUAUGGAAUUCAGGUUCUGGUUCCUGACCAACAAGACCGGGAUCAAGUUCACCGUGUCAUUUACGAAGAACUUUGUAAAGGCGAAGUCAAGGAAGAGUCAGAGGUAAUCUUCUUGGGGAUCAUUGGCAAAAUGACAAACGCUUCCAGUGGCAGAGAAAGUGACAGAGCUCAAGGCGUGAUUCUGGGUUGUACGGAAAUAGCAAUGCUGGUGAAGCCAGAACGAGUGCCCAAUGAGAUUCCUGUAUUCGACACAACGGAGAUACAUGCUCAACGAGCGCUGGAUUGGGCUUUGGACUGA
Molecule: messenger RNA, 720 nt
Organism: Seminavis robusta
Lineage: Eukaryota; Bacillariophyta; Bacillariophyceae; Naviculales; Naviculaceae
Source: the annotation of a GenBank genome assembly